Molecule: messenger RNA, 722 nt
Organism: Eucalyptus grandis
Lineage: Eukaryota; Viridiplantae; Streptophyta; Magnoliopsida; Myrtales; Myrtaceae
Product: early nodulin-93
Exons: 4
Coding region: 132-473 (113 amino acids)
Source: RefSeq, a predicted model, not a curated record
ACAUUGUCCCUCUCGUAGAAGAGGAGGCAAAACAAAAACGCACUUCCAUUCCUCACUCGUUUUUGUCUCGCAGUCUCUUUAAUUUCCCUGGUCGGUCGCGGCAAGCUUGUUUCGGGAAGAGGAAACGGAGCAUGGGGAUCCCAUCGGAGAUGAGAGAUUUCUGGGCCAACGGCCGGAGGACGAAUCCGUUCCCGAUCGCUUCUCCGGCCGAAGAGCGGAGGAUCCAAGCCGCUCGAAAUUGCACUCAAGAGGGCGUCCGUGCUGGAGCGAAGGCAGCUGCGAUCGCGUGCGUCGCCAGCGCCGUGCCUACGUUGGCUGCUUGCCGAAUGGUUCCUUGGGCAAAGGCGAACCUAAAUUAUACUGCACAGGCACUCAUCAUAUCGGCAGCUUCAAUUGCUGCCUACUUCAUCACUGCUGAUAAGACGAUCCUAGAGUGUGCAAGGAGAAAUACACAGUACGACAAAACAACCUGAGAGCGAGACAACUCUAGAUGUGAUGGUUUGUUAAACCCUGGUGCUUGUGUUAAUCAAAAGAUGGUGCAACUUGCUCUUGGGAAGCUCAUGAGUAUCUGUUGCUAUGUACUGGGAGUGUUUUCUUCUGGCCAGACUGUAAUAACAUAGGGCAGCCACACUUAAGCGGGGAAAGAAUCAAUUUUUGGGUGAUUUGCACGGUGAAUUUCUGUGCAAUGUUGAUUUUGCACUCCGAAAGCUUAUUUUUCCACA